Messenger RNA from Nerophis ophidion (straightnose pipefish), 7380 nucleotides. Its product is annotated as nectin-2-like. The coding region runs from base 301 to 1740 and encodes 479 amino acids. The transcript has 10 exons. Lineage: Eukaryota; Metazoa; Chordata; Actinopteri; Syngnathiformes; Syngnathidae. The record is from RefSeq and is a predicted model, not a curated record.
CAAUUCCACACUUGCUCCCACUCUAGCCACACGCACGCGAACGCGCGCGCGCCCCCACCGUCUCGCUUUCCACGCGCGUUGAGCGUGUUAGUUCGCGGGCUCCCGAAGAGGCGCACUGCGGCCGGCCCACCCGGGGAGUGGAUCCGCACACCCCGUCACAAUUGUCCCGCAGAGACCGGAGGCAAGAAGGCGAACACUCCAAGUUGGCCGCGUCUACCUCCGUGCCGCUCAACUUCCGACGCCGGGAAGGGAAUACGCUUGACCCGCUGCCGUGGAUUGUUGUCGACGCGCACCGGCUCCAUGGCGAGACACGACGCUCACGCCGGGCUGCUGCUGCUGCUGCAGGCGGCGGCUUGGCUCCUCCUCUGCGCCCGACAAGGUGUAGGCGCUCAGAAGGUACGCGUGGAGGAGGAGCUGGAGGCUUACCCCAACGAGUCCGUGGAUCUGCGCUGCCAGUUCAUCGACGGCGGAGGCCGGACCAAACUGACUCAGGUGUCGUGGAUCUGGGAGCCCAUUGACGGCCAGCGGGACAACAUCGCCGUCUACCAUCCGGAAUAUGGGCAGAGUUUCCCCAACCCGUCCUUCAAAGACCGCGUGGUCUUUCUGCACAACAACCUGGAGAACCCGUCCAUCAGGAUUUCCGACCUGCGGAUGUCCGAUGCGGGCCGCUACACCUGCGAGUACGCCACCUACCCGUCCGGGAACGAGCAGGGCACCAGCACCCUCGUCAUGCUCGCAAAGCCCAAGAACUCUGCCAAGGUGGUGACGGUGCAGGCGGGCACCAGGGCAGUGGUGGUGGCGCAGUGCGAGGCGGCCGACGCCAAACCCGCGGCCACCAUCAAGUGGCUGGCGUCGGUCGGGGGGAACCACUCCACCAGCACCGUCAACGGCCCGGACGGCACGGUGACGGUGCGCAGCGAGUACCGUCUGGUGCCCACGCCGGCCGACGACGGCAGGGAGCUGACGUGCAUGGUGGACCAGCGCACGCAGGACAGGACCUGGGUCCACAUGCUCAGGCUGUCUGUGGAGUACCCCCCCUCCGUCUCCAUCGAGGGCUACGACCAGAACUGGUUCGUCGGCCGGCAGGACGCCACCCUCGUCUGCGCGGCCAACACCAACCCACCGCCCACCGCCAUCACAUGGACCACGGCGUCAGGCCCCCUGCCAGACACGGUGGAGGUGGACGCCAACAAGUUGACGGUGAGGAAUGUGGACGACGCAGUCAACACCACCUUCAUCUGCGAGGUCAGGAACAAGCACGGCGUGGCCAAGCACCAGAUCACCAUCCUCGUCACCGAGAAACAACGAGCCGUGUCCUCCGGCCCAGCAACGGGCGCCAUCAUCGGAGGCAUCCUUGGCGCCCUCGCCGUCCUCGCCGCCAUCGUGGGCCUCAUCUUCUUCAUCCGCAGACGCCGGGACGACGCCGAGGGGCCCCCCAAGCACAAGCCCCCGCCGCCGGUGAAGAGUGGCGGCUCCACCGAGCUGUUCAACAAGCCGUCGGAGCCGCCCUCUGCCACCGAGAUGGCGCCGCUCAGCCCAGGGGACGUCUACUACGAGCCCACGGGGAGUGAACCAGUCAGGAACAAUGGCGGCGAGACGUCGGGCGCCCUGAACGGAGGCGCUCCUCCGCUACCGGACGACGACGACUACGACCUUUCCUCGGCCGACCACCACCAGCCCGCGCCGGCCGCCAACAUCGCCCGCGGCGAGAGCUUCGUGUCGCCGGCCAUGUACGUGUAACCGCCACCGGGGGGUUGGGAGGGGAGGGGGUUGGGGGAGGGGGCACUCUCUGACUUCUGACACUUUGGAGUCAAAAGUCACACAAAUUUUACGUUGUGUGACUUUUAACGGUCUAACCGCAUUAGCAUGACGCGUCUUGUUUUUGGUGGUCGUGGCGCCCGUAACAGUACAAAGACACGCCCCUCUUUACUUAUCCUGUCAAAGAGGCUCACCUGAAUGCCAUCAGCACUAAUUAGGUUUCAUUAGGGGUUUUUUUUUUCCCUUCUGUUCUUUUGUACAAACACACACACACACACACACACACACACACACAAUGGAAUGUAACACAAUGGACACUUUAUUAGGUACAGCGUCUAACGCAGGGGUAGGGAACCUAUGGCUCUACAGCCAGAUGUGGCUCUUUUGAUGACUGCAUCUGGCUCUCAGAUAAAAUCUUAGCUGACAUUGCUUAACGCGAUGAGUGAUCACAAUGUUAAAAAUACCGUUCAAAAUAUAAAACAUUCUCAUGCAUUUUAAUCCAUCCAUCUGUUUUGUACGGCACAGGUCCCCAACCACCGGGCUGCGGUCCCGUACUGAUUGGUACCGGGCCGUGGCCCGAUUGGUACCGGGCCGCAGAAGAAUUUUUUAUUCAUUUUUAUUUAAAAAAAAUAUAUAUAUAUUUUUUUUAUUUAUUUAAUUUUUUUUUUUUAUUAAAUCAACAUAAAAACACAAUAUACACUUACAAUUCGUGCACCCACCACAAAAACCUCCAUUUUUCAUGACAAAAACGUCCCUUUUUCAUGACAAAGGAAAAAAAAGAAAAAAAAAUAUUUUUUUUUUUUAUUAAAUAAACAUAAAAAAACACAAUAUACACUUACAAUUAGUGCACCAACCACAAAAAACGCCCUUUUACAUGACAAAAACGUCCCUUUUUCAUGACAAAAAUUAUUUAUGUAUUUAUUUUUUAUUUUUUUAUUAAAUCAACAUAAAAACACAAUAUACACUUACAAUUAGUGCACCAACCACAAAAACCUCCCCUUUUCAUGACAAAAACGUCCCUUUUUCAUGACAAAGAAAAAAAAAAUGUUGUGUUUUGUUUUUUUUAUUAAAUCAACAUAAAAAACACAAUAUACACUUACAAUUAGUGCACCAACCACAAAAUCCUCCCUUUUUCAUGACAAAAACAUCCCUUUUUCAUGGCCAAAUUUAUUUUUUUUUUUUUUUUUUUUUUUUUUUUUUUAUUAAAUCAACAUAAAAAACACAAUAUACACUUACAAUUAGUGCACCAACCACAAAAACCUCCCUUUUUCAUGAGAAAAACGUCCCUUUUUCAUGACAAAGGAAAAAAUAACUUUUUUUUUUGUUUUUUUGUUUUUUUUUAUUAAAUCAACAUAAAAACACAAUAUACACUUACAAUUAGUGCACCAACCACAAAAACCUCCCUUUUUCAUGACAAAAACAUCCCUUUUUCAUGGCCAAUUUUUUUUUUUUUUUUUUUUUUUUUUUUUUUUUAUUAAAUCAACAUAAAAAACACAAUAUACACUUACAAUUAGUGCACCAACCACAAAAACCUCCCCUUUUCAUGACAAAAACGUCCCUUUUUCAUGACAAAAAUUAUUUAUGUAUUUAUUUUUUAUUUUUUUAUUAAAUCAACAUAAAAACACAAUAUACACUUACAAUUAGUGCACCAACCACAAAAACAUCCCUUUUUCAUGACCAAAUUUUUUUUUUUUAUUUAUUUUUUUUUUUAUUAAAUCAACAUAAAAAACACAAUAUACACUUACAAUUAGUGCACCAACCACAAAAACCUCCCUUUUUCAUGACAAAAACGUCCCUUUUUCAUGACAAAAAUAUAUAUAUAUUUUUUUUAUUUUUUAUUAAAUCAACAUAAAAAAUACAAUAUACACUUACAAUUAGUGCACCAACCACAAAAACCUCCCUUUUUCAUGAGAAAAACGUCCCUUUUUCAUGACAAAGGAAAAAAUAAAAAUUUUUUUUGUUUUUUUGUUUUUUUUUUAUUAAAUCAACAUAAAAACACAAUAUACACUUACAAUUAGUGCACCAACCACAAAAACCUCCCCUUUUCAUGACAAAAACGUCCCUUUUUCAUGACAAAAAUUAUUUAUGUAUUUAUUUUUUAUUUUUUUAUUAAAUCAACAUAAAAACACAAUAUACACUUACAAUUAGUGCACCAACCACAAAAACCUCCCCUUUUCAUGACAAAGAAAAAAAAAAUGUUGUGUUUUGUUUUUUUCAUUAAAUCAACAUAAAAACACAAUAUACACUUACAAUUAGUGCACCAACCACAAAAACCUCCCUUUUUCAUGACAAAGAAAAAAAAAAUGUUGUGUUUUUUUUUUUUUAUUAAAUCAACAUAAAAAACACAAUAUACACUUACAAUUAGUGCACCAACCACAAAAUCCUCCCUUUUUCAUGACAAAAACAUCCCUUUUUCAUGACCAAUUUUUUUUUUUUUUUUUUUUUUUAUUAAAUCAACAUAAAAAACACAAUAUACACUUACAAUUAGUGCACCAACCACAAAAACCUCCCUUUUUCAUGACAAAAACGUCCCUUUUUCAUGACAAAAAUAUAUAUAUAUAUUUUUUUUUUAUUAAAUCAACAUAAAAAAUACAAUAUACACUUACAAUUAGUGCACCAACCACAAAAACCUCCCUUUUUCAUGAGAAAAACGUCACUUUUUCAUGACAAAGGAAAAAAUAACAUUUUUUUUUAUUUAUUUUUAUUUUUUUUUUAUUAAAUCAACAUAAAAAACACAAUAUACACUUACAAUUAGUACACCAACCGCAAAAACCUCCCUUUUUCAUGACAAAAACGUCCCUUUUUCAUGACAGAGAAAAAAAAAUAAAAAUGUUUUGUUUGUUUAUUAAAUCAACAUAAAGAACACAAUAUACACUUACUAUUAGUGCACCAACCACAAAAACCUCCCUUUUUCAUGACAAAGAAAUUUUUUUUUAUUUUUUUUUCAUUUUUUUAUUAAAUCAACAUAAAAAACACAAUAUACACUUACAAUUAGUGCACCAACCACAAAAACCUCCCCUUUUCAUGACAAAAACGUCCCUUUUUCAUGACAAAGAAAAAAAAAAUGUUGUGUUUUGUUUUUUUUAUUAAAUCAACAUAAAAAACACAAUAUACACUUACAAUUAGUGCACCAACCACAAAAACCUCCCCUUUUCAUGACAAAAACGUCCCUUUUUCAUGACAAAGAAAAAAAAAAUGUUGUGUUUUUUUUUUUUAUUAAAUCAACAUAAAAAACACAAUAUACACUUACAAUUAGUGCACCAACCACAAAAACCUCCCUUUUUCAUGACAAAAACAUCCCUUUUUCAUGACCAAAUUUUUUAAAUAUUUUUUUUAUUUUUUUAUUUUUUUUAUUAAAUCAACAUAAAAAACACAAUAUACACUUACAAUUAGUGCACCAACCACAAAAACCUCCCUUUUUCAUGACAAAGAAAAACAUUUUUUUUUUUUUUUCAUUUUUUAUUAAAUCAACAUAAAAAACACAAUAUACACUUACAAUUAGUGCACCAACCACAAAAACCUCCCUUUCUCAUGACAAAAACGUCCCUUUUUCAUGACAAAUUAUUAAGCGUUGACCGGUCCGCGGAUACAAAAAGGUUGGGGACCACUGUUAUAUGGCACCUGUUAAAGUAAUACCAAUGUUAUCAAAAAUAAUUAGACACUUAUUAUACUCUAAAAAUGUUGGUCUUACUUAAAACAUGCACACAUUUAAUUGUAAUCAGUGUUAAAAAAAUAGGAUAUGGCUCUCACGGAAAAUUAUUAUAAAAUAUUUGGCUUUCAUGGUUCUCUCAGCCAAAAAGGUUCCCGACCCCUGUGCUAACGGGAUCCAAAAUGAUAAUUAAUGCUCCACUUGUGAAAUGUAUGAAAUAUUCAGUUCAUUUAAAUCGCAAGAAUUAAAUCAAGUUUAUUCAUGAACACAUCGCCAAAUGAGCAUUGUUAUGGUUGUUUUUUUUUUUUUCAAUUGCUAUUGGAUGGUGUCCCUAAUGAAGUGUCCGGUGAGUGUAAGAGGGGAAAAUACUGCCAUUACAUUGGAUGUCAACAUUGUACCAAAUGACCAAUAUUGUAAAUAGUAAUAAUAUUAAUGAUAAGGAUCAAUACUUGCUGGUGUAAAAAGUGCAUUAGUCGUUCUCGGUGCCUCUGCAGAGGGGAUGGAAGUGUGAUCAAAGUGUUUUAUUAACAACUAAAGUGUGUUGACCGUGUAAAAAAAAAUGUGUGUUUAUGUAACCAUGCAUGGCAUGAUGGCUGGCUUGUUCUCUCCCAAAGCCUUAUUCAUUUUUUUAUUAUUUUUUCGUUUUUUAUGGUGCCAUUUAAAAAGUAAAUGCUAAUCAUAUGAAGAAGCACAAUUUUGAUUUUAGCAGAUUUUUAUUUUUUUUUACCCACAAUGCUCCAAGAAUGUCCAAAGUACGCCGGUUACAAUACAACUUUUUCUCUAUUAUGAUUUUUCUUUAUGAAAUAUACAAAUACAUCUUUAAAUAAUUACCUAAAUGUGUCAUUACAUAAUAAUUGGAAUUAAACGCAUAAAUGUGUUAUUAAAUGCAGUUUACUUUAAUUAGAAAAUAUUAUUUAAUUCAUUAUUGAUUUCAUGAUUUGAUUUAUAAUUUCACAAUUGAAAUCCUUAAGUCAGAAAAUAAUUAAAUCAGGAAAUAUUAAAAACCACGGAUAAUCAGGGAUCCACUGUACUUGACCUUCAAUGUUAUGUUUUUUAAAUUCAAAAAUAAAAUUUAAUGAUUUCAAUCAUUUUAAGUUUUUAAUUAAAUAAAUAAAUGUGUUAUUAAAUGCAGUUUAUUUUAUUUACAAAAUAUUAUUUAAUUCAUUAUUGAUUUCAUGAUUUAAUUUAUAAUUUCACAAUUUAAAUCCUUAAGUCAGAAAAUAAUUAAUUAAAUCAGGAAAUAUUGAAAACCACGGAUAAUCAGGGAUCUACUGUACUUGAUCUUCAAUGUUAUGUUUUUUAAAUUCAAAAAUAAAAUUUAAUUAUUUCAAUAAUUUUAAGUGUUUAAUUAAAUAAACACUUACAAUUAUUGAAAUCAUUAGAUUAUAUAUAUAUAUAUAUAUAACAUUUAUAUAUUAUUUAUUAUUUAUAUAAUUUUAAUUGUUUAAUUAAAUAAACCCUUAAAAUGAUUGAAAUCACUAAAUUUUAAUUUUUGAAUUUAAAAAACAUAACAUUGAAGAUCAAUUACAGUAGAUCCCUGAUUAUCCGUGGUUUCCCCGUUUUUUAAUGAUAAAUAUUUAGUUAAUUAAAUUGUGAUUUAAAUGUUCUUCUAUGUUAGUGAUGUCCUUUACAAAUGGAAAACAUGGCUUCUUGGAGCGAGCAGCUACACAACAGCUAAGCACACAAGCUAUGGAACAAUAUUGCAGUGUAAACCAGCACAUAGGUCAAUAUUGACAAGUAUCAAAAAAAAAAAUUUACACAUACAAAGUCUCCGAGGGAGUAGCGCAUUAGAAAGCAUCCAGUAACAAACGUGUCCGCAUUAUUCAACUGACGGCAUAAAAAAAUUAUUGUGAUGCCAAAAACCUAUUACAUUUCCUGAUUCAAUUCAUGAUUUCACCAUGUCUGAUGGCCGAGUUUGACAGACAUGUUUAUGGAAAAAAAAAAAAAGAUAAAUCAGAAAAAAACUCAUUAAA